This is a messenger RNA of Glossina fuscipes, 1297 nucleotides long. RefSeq names its product signal transducer and activator of transcription C-like. Bases 206 to 1297 code for a protein of 363 amino acids. Gene Ontology annotation, molecular function: structural constituent of chitin-based larval cuticle. Gene Ontology annotation, cellular component: chitin-based extracellular matrix. The transcript is spliced from 5 exons. Lineage: Eukaryota; Metazoa; Arthropoda; Insecta; Diptera; Glossinidae. The record is from RefSeq and is a predicted model, not a curated record.
UACGGAAUAAGUUGAUUUUGUCGCUAUCGCGCUUCAUAUCAUUUCAAUACAAUCGCCAACGGAUUAUUUGAAAAAUACAAACCAACGAAACAAUAAACAAAAAAUUUUUUUUUUUUUUUUUGCUUUUGAAUUAUAUGCGAAAUUCUUAACGCGUCUUAAGUGGGAACAUAUGUCUACAUGAGAAUUUAGUGUCGUUCGUUGGAUUAUGGAGAAAAUACAAUUUCGGGUUAUAACAGGCAUUGUACUAUCACUCAUUAUAUGGGUGCAAUUAAGUAAUUGUCAGCAGAACGCACUGUUUACCCAACCUGCAUUUCAACGACAAUCAGCUUUUCAACGACAACAAUUACGACAGCGACAACAACUACAACAACCGCAGCAGCAAAUUUUCUCAAGUAACGGAUUAAAUGCUUUAAACCCCUUAACACCACUAAAUAGCCUUUCGCCCGUUGCGAAUCCUGUGUUAUCGCAAAAUCAAUUUCGUAAUUAUAAUCAAGUAAACCCACAAAAUUUUAUUCCUAUUACCGCUUACCAAAAUGAAAUAAAUUACGAUGGAAGUUUCUCUUAUGGCUACGCAGCUGGAGAUGGUACAACUGCUCAGGCUCAAGGUUACGUAAAAAACCUGGGUUUAGGUGAAGCAGUAGAAGCACAAGUUGUGCAGGGCUCCUAUUCGUAUACAUCGCCAGAAGGUACACCUAUUACCGUGCGCUAUAUAGCUGACGAGAAUGGUUUUCGUGCGGAAGGUGCACAUAUACCAACGCCGCCACCUAUACCUGAUGCUAUUGCUAAAUCAUUGCAAUAUAUAGCUAGCGUGCAGCAGCCUUACCAACAAGAAUUGGGUCCGAAUAUAAAUCCCUAUCAAACUCCCUUCAGACAAUAUCCGUCGAACCUAAGAGGAAGCGGCAACCAAGCAUCAUUGCAAUUUCAACAACAGCAGCAACGUUUCCUGCAGCAACAGCAACAGAAUACCGGACAGUAUCAGGGAGAGAAUCAAUUCGGGGCACCAGGCUCUCCGAUUAAUUUUGGAACUAGUUCGACGAGAUUCGGUUCGCAAUACGAUAAUAGCUUACCGGGGGCGGGAACUUUCUUACCACAACAAAAAAAUCUAACGCAACAGCAACAUAAGCAACAUUUGAAUAAGCAACAGCACGAUCAACAAAACAAUGAUCAUGAACAACAACAGCAACAACAAUUAGCCACACAAGAACUGCGUGCACGUUCCAAUCAAUUAAUCAAUCCCUACGGAUUUAAUCCAUAUCGUCGUUAUAAAAAAGCUAUUAAAAGUUCGAAUUUUCACUAG